AUCCCUCGGGGCUGCAGACUGGAGCUCCACGCAAGACAGGAAACAUGUGGGCCUCCACGUUUUUUUUUUUUCAAUCAACUUUAAUGCAAAAAAACAACCCUAUCUUUCCUGGCACGUCUGCAUUUCCGGUCAUAUGUUUCCUGGGCAGAGUGGAGCUCCAUUAGCUGCAGACAGAACCUGUUGAUAUUUUGGUUUUGUUCUUAUUUACUGAGUGGGGGGUUUGCAGACGCACCGUAUUGUCGUUUGGCGUGGGGCGCGCAGAGCGGCGACCAAACCAUUUUUGGGCGGAGACCGAGGCGCGCACAUGGAUCCCAACGCAAGGAAAGUGUAUUGGUACAAAGACAAAACCAUACGCCGGUGCAGGCAACCGUGCCGGCCGGCGGGACAUUAUCACUGCCGCUUCUGUAAAAGAACAAUUAUACGCAGGAUGGAUAUAGAUAGGCAUAUGUUGUUGUGUAAAAUUUCUGCAAUGCUGAAACCCCCUGCGAGCGCACCACCCGCAGCAUCCUCUCCAGCGCCGAGCGCACCACCCGCAGCAUCCUCUCCAGCCCCGAGCGCACCACCCGCAGCAUCCUCUCCAGCCCCGAGCGCACCACCCGCAGCAUCCUCCCCAGCGCCGAGCGCACCACCCGCAGCAUCCUCUGCAGCACCAAUCGCAUCCUCUGCAGCACCAAUCGCACCACCCGCAGCAUCCUCUCCAGAGCUGAUCGCACCACCCGCAGCAUCCUCUCCAGUGUCAAAGCCAAAAAAGUCCUCCAAAUCUGCGGUAGAACACACAUAUGCACUGCCACCCGCGCCUGCUACAGCCAAUGAAUUGCCCGAAUUCGUGAAUUGCACUCAGUGCAGCCAUCGCCUUCUCAGUAAAAACUUGAAAGCACACAUGUUGAGGAAGCAUUCAGACGUGCACAAAACCAUACGCCGGUGCAUGCAACCGUGCCGGUCGGUGGGACAUUAUCACUGCCACCUCUGUAAAAGAACAAUUAUACGCAGGAUGGAUAUGGAAAGGCAUUUAUUUUUGUGUGAAGUUUCUGCAGUGCCGAAACCACCACCCGCUGCAUCCUCUCCAGUGCCGAUACCGCCCCCCGCUGCAUCCUCUCCAGUGCCGACACCACCACCCGAUGCAUCCUCUCCAGUGCCGAUGCCACCCCCCGCUGCAUCCUCUUCAGUGCCGACACCACCACACGAUGCAUCCUCUCCAGUGCCGAUGCCACCACCCGAUGCAUCCUCUCCAGUGUCAAGCCCACAAUCCUCCAAAUCAGCUAGAGUAAAUGUGACAUGCCCUCACUGUAACCUUUGUCUUCUCAAAAAGAAUUUGAAUGUACACAUGUUGAGAAAGCAUGCAGACGUGCUACAACAAAUGACCCGGGUUUGUAAGCUACGUGGUGUAAAUGUUGAUGCGACAAAUGGCAUAUUUUCUGCGCAGAGAACCAAGCAUGGAUUAUCCAAGACAGUACAGCAUAGGACAGUACAGUAUAGGACAGUACAUCUUAGGACAGUACAUCAGAGGAAAAACCAGGGGAAAGAUCCUGAAAGAACAUCUGCAAUAUCAGCUGUUGGCUAAUCUCAAAAGUAUUUGACCUUUUUAUAGUCUCUCUUACUUUGUAUAUUUGAAUGACUCGUGAUGUAUAUUCCUUUUGUGCUUUUGCCUUUUGAUAAUAAUUGAAAAAAAAAAUGAUUCCCGUAUAUACUCGAGUAUAAGCCGAGUAUAUUUUUAGUGCUGAAAAUCCCAUUCGCGGCUUAUACACAGCUGAUCUCACUGCUCCCCCUUCCCUCUACUGUGUGCUACUCACACCAGCAAUCGUUGACGUUAUAUUUCCCUGUCCGUCCGGGAUAAGAGAAGACACACAGCUGAUCUCACUGCUCACCCUUUCACUCUACUGUGUGCUACUCACACCGGCAAUCAUUGAUGUUCUAUUUCCCUGUCCGUCCGGGAUGAGAGAAGACACACAGCUGAUCUCACUGCUCCCCCUUCACUAUACUGUGUGCUGCUCACAUUGGCAAUCAUUGACCUUCUAUUUCCCUGUCCGUCCGGAAUGAGAGAAGACACACAGCUGAUCUCACUGCUCCCCCUUCCCUCUACUGUGUGCUGCUCACAUUGGCAAUCAUUGACGUUCUAUUUUCCUGUCCGUCCGGGAUGAGAGAAGACACACAGCAGAUCUCACUGCUCCCUCUUCUCCCCUUGCCCUCUACUGUAUGCUACUUACAACGACAUGUAUUGACAUUCUAUUUCCCGUCCGUCCGGGAUGAGAGAAGACACACAGCUGAUCUCACUGC
Molecule: messenger RNA, 2274 nt
Organism: Rana temporaria (common frog)
Lineage: Eukaryota; Metazoa; Chordata; Amphibia; Anura; Ranidae
Product: proline-rich receptor-like protein kinase PERK10
Exons: 3
Coding region: 305-1561 (418 amino acids)
Source: RefSeq, a predicted model, not a curated record